Pseudomassariella vexata is the source of this 366-nucleotide messenger RNA. RefSeq names its product 50S ribosomal protein L31e. The record is from RefSeq and is a predicted model, not a curated record. NCBI's taxonomy places the organism in Eukaryota, Fungi, Ascomycota, Sordariomycetes, Amphisphaeriales, Pseudomassariaceae. The transcript is spliced from 3 exons. The coding region runs from base 1 to 366 and encodes 121 amino acids. Gene Ontology annotation, biological process: cytoplasmic translation. Gene Ontology annotation, cellular component: ribosome; cytosolic large ribosomal subunit. Gene Ontology annotation, molecular function: structural constituent of ribosome.
AUGUCGUCCAAAGGAAAGCAGCCCGCUGGCAAGAGUGCCAUUGAUCAAGUGGUGGCAAGAGAGUAUACCGUACACAUGCACAAGCGCAUGCACGGCGUUAGCUUCAAGAAGCGUGCUCCCCGUGCCAUCAAGGAGCUCAAGGACUUCGCCACCAAGGCCAUGCAAACCACCGACGUCCGCAUCGACCCUCAACUGAACAAGAAGGUCUGGGAGCAGGGAGUUAAGGGUGUCCCGUACAGAAUGCGCAUCCGCAUCAGCCGCAGACGUAACGAUGCCGAGGACGCCAAGGAGAAGCUCUACAGCUACGUCCAGGCCGUAAAUGUGAAGAACCCCAAGGGCCUGGUGACGGUCGUCGUGGAGGAUUAA